ACGUGCUGCUCGGGCCCGCGCGCAGUGGCUGUCGCCGCCUCGUAUUGAAUUUCAGCGCGGAGGUUCUCGGGUUUCUCCCUCCCCAGGAGAUCAGGUGGAAAGCGCUCGGUCCGUCCUCCUCUCCUCCUCCUGCCCGCGUUUUCCUCCGCACUUUGACUGGAAGUUUUCCCCGGCAGAGCCGCUCCUCCGUCCGCGGUGCGCCCGCAGAGCCGGAGCCAUGACGCGGCUUUAGGAGACAUUAGAAACGGGAAGGAAUAACGCUUUCAGAGAUACAGAGGAACCAGAAUCACUUCCAAGGGAGCCUGGGUGCAACUGUGGAACCUCCUCCUUGAGAGCUUUUCUCCUCUGGAUGUUAUGGCUGAAAUGCUGAAUCCGCCAGGCCUGCUGACUAUGCCCCGGAGCCCCACCUCCAGUGAGGAUGAGAUGGCCCAGAGCUUUUCCGACUAUUCAGAUGACUGUGCCUCUGACAGCUCCCAUGAAGAAACCAUCUACGAGACCAUAAGGGCAACCGCAGAGACACCGCAGAACCACAUGGACGACAUUCACACAAACUCGCUGGUCAUCCGAGUCCUCAUCCCCGACCUGCAGCAGACGAAAUGCAUGCGGUUCAACCCAGAUGCAACUGUCUGGGUUGCCAAGCAGCGGAUCCUGUGUACGCUUAAUCAGACCCUGAAAGAUGUGCUCAACUAUGGGCUGUUCCAGCCGACGAGCAACGGCAGGGAUGGCAAGUUCCUGGAUGAGGAGCGCAUCCUUCGAGAGUAUCCUCAGCCAAUAAGCAAGGGUGUCCCCUGUUUGGAGUUCCGCUACAAGAGUCGAGUCUACAGGCAACCCAAUGUUGAUGAGAAACAGAUCGCCAAACUGCAUACAAAGGCCAAUCUGAGGAAGUUCAUUGAACUCAUUCAGCAUAAUCAGGUGGACAAAGUAGCCAAGAUGUUGGAGAGAGGCUUGGAUCCCAACUACCAUGACAGUGAUACUGGUGAGAGUCCACUGACGUUCGCAGCUCACCUGGAUAACGUGGUGGAGACGAUAAAGGUGCUGAAGAACGGAGGAGCUCAUCUAGACUUCAGGGCCAAAGAUGGAAUGACUGCCCUCCACAAAGCUGCAAGGUCCAAGAACCAGGUUUCACUCAUGACCCUGCUGGAGCUGGGAGCCUCUCCAGACUACAAGGACAGUCGUGGUCUGACUCCUCUGUACCACAGCGUGGUGGUUGGAGGAGACCCGGGCUGUUGCGAGCUCCUGCUGAACCACCACGCCUCCGUCUGCUGCCAGGACGAGAACGGCUGGCAUGAAGUCCACCAGGCAUGCCGUCACGGGCACGUGCAGCAUCUGGAACAUCUGCUGUUCUACGGAGCUGACAUGAGCGCCCAGAAUGCCUCGGGAAACACCGCUCUACACAUCUGUGCCCUUUAUAACCAGGAUAACUGUGCCAGAGUGCUGCUUGUUCGUGGAGCUGACAAAGAAGUGAAGAACUACAACAGCCAGAGUCCAUUUCAGGUGGCCAUUAUCGCUGGGAACUUUGAGCUUGCUGAGCUCAUCAAGAACCAUAAAGUUUCUGAUAUAGUGCCUUUCCGUGAGGCUCCAGCCUACUCCAAACGCAGGCGGGGUCCAUCCUCUGGCAGCGGAAACGGCCAGUCCUCGUUGUCAGCGCCACGCGUCCUCCUGCGCUCCAACAGUGACAACAACUUAAACGUCACCCAGUACCAGCAGCAGCACGGUUCUCCAGGCAGCUGGGGCGCCCAUCUGCAGCAACAACACGCUCAGCCCCACGCACACAGGGCCCCCCUGCAGGGUCAUCCGCAGCCUGGCUCCUCGGCAUUACAUCGCAGCCUGUCACCCCAGCUGGUCCAGCAGAUGCCCAGCGGCAGCCCCAAUGGCACCGUCGUGGUCCGGACCAUGGGGAGGGGGGCAAGGAGCCGGUCGCCCUCCCUCAGCCGGCUGGGGGAGGAAGCCAGACGGGCUCAGCCUUCACAGCGUCAGCCCAGCCCCAGCAGUCAUGGCGAGCCGGUGGGGCCCAGAAGGAAGCUGUACAGCGCCGUUCCAGGGAGACUGUUUGUGGUGGUUCGUUCUUACACCGCCCAGGCAGAGGGAGAGAUCAACCUCUACAAAGGAGACAGGGUCAAAGUUCUGAGCAUUGGAGAAGGGGGAUUCUGGGAGGGCAGCGCCCGUGGCCAGGUGGGCUGGUUUCCAGCCGACUGUGUGGAGGAGAUCCCAGCCAAGGCCACCGAGGAGAGGAGCUAUUCCCGAGCGGACCGCGCUGACAGACGGAAGCUCUUCAGACACUACACCGUGGGCUCCUACGACAGCUUCGAUGCCUCCAGUGACUGCGUGGUGGACGAGAAGACGGUGGUGCUCCAGAAGAAGGAGAAUGAGGGAUUCGGCUUCGUCCUGCGGGGGGCUAAAGCGGAUACGCCCAUUGAGGAGUUUACUCCCACGCCGGCCUUCCCCGCCCUGCAGUACCUGGAGUCGGUGGACGAGGGGGGAGUGGCAUGGCAAGCGGGGCUCAGGACGGGGGACUUCCUCAUCGAGGUGAACCAGGAGAAUGUGGUGAAGGUGGGCCACAGACAGGUGGUCAACAUGAUCCGCCAGGGAGGCAACCGGCUCCUGAUCAAGGUGGUGACAGUGAGUCGGAAUCUGGACCCUGACGACACGGCGCGCAAAAAAGCUCCUCCACCCCCUAAGAGAGCCCCCACCACGGCCCUGUCCAUGCGCUCCAAGUCCAUGACCUCUGAGCUGGAGGAACUCGUGGAUAAAGCCACUCUAAGGAAAAAGAAAGGUGAUAAAGUUGAUGAGAUGACGCAUGCCCAGAAGGCCUCGCCUGUGGAUACGAAGAUCGCUACGAUCAAACCUCGCCCAUCCAGUCGCUGCUUGGUGACGCCCACGGAUAUGAAUUCCAUGUAUCACGACCGCCAGGGAGUAGCAGUGGUGCCGCCCACUGUGCCGGGAGCCUUCUUGGGGUUACCUGAAAAAGGCACCAUAAAGAAGCAGAAGUCUAUAGGUACAGAGGAUGAGAAACAGGGAUUCCUCACACCUCCCCUGCUCAAGUUCUCCCGCAGCCUCUCGAUGCCUGACACCUCAGAGGACAUCCCUCCUCCCCCAGCCAUCUCACCCCCUUCACCACCUGCCUACAACUCAGCUGCUGGCCCAACAUCCAAGAGCUAUGGUACCACACGGCCAGGCUUCACCCAGAACUCUCCUAAUGCAGUGACCACCAUUAGCCAAACUAGAGACGUUGGAACAUUAAGACGCGGCUAUUUCCGCCAGAGCUCGGAACAGUUUGAGAGCACACGCACCCGAGGGCGCACGCCAGUGCCCGAGAACCCUUACUCUGAGGUGGGCAAUAAGACGCUCUAUGUACCGGCAAAACCGGCUAGAAGGAAGGGAAUGCUGGUAAAGCAGCCAAAUGUGGAGGACAGUCCCGAGAAGUCAUGUCACAUGCCAUCAAGCCCUUCAGGCCCAGUUUCUAUGCCUACUACGCCUGUAGAACGGACAUGCUCCUCCAUUCCCAUACCCACCAUCAUCGUUAAGGAGCCUUCCACCAGCAGCAGUGGCAAAAGCAGCCAGGGUAGCAGUAUGGAGAUUGAACCCACCACCCCUGAGCAUCCACCUCUCACACCCACCGUUGGUGGGAGUGGAGGUUUGCGUCCAGAGGACCCCCUCUCUCUUAGCAACCCCUUUGCAGCAGCUAUUGCUGGGGCAGUCCGGGACCGCGAGAAGAGGCUAGAGGCCAAAAAGAACUCGAUUGCCUUCCAGUCAAUAGACAUUGGGGAUGAUGAAUUGAGCGGUCCCACCCCAACCCCUCGUCUUCGACAGUCUAAGUCCAUUGAUGAAGGCAUGUUUAGUAGUGAUGAACGUCUUCGAAGGAUACUGGCCCCACCUUCGGCAGUACAGCUCGGACCCCCAGUUGGUGGCGGUAGUGGCAAUAUGACAGAUUUCAACACUCCCGAGCCGACAGUGGUUCGGGAGCCUCUAAACACCAGAACAGGCCAGUGUCCUAAUCUGGACAGUCCUGUUAGUCUCCCAGCAACUCCUCCUAAGAGCCACUACAAGGCCAAUGGGACCUACCUCCAUCCUGUCACUGGCAAACCCUUGGACCCUAACUCUCCUCUUGCCUUGGCACUGGCUGCACGUGACCGGGCCAUGAAGGAGCAACAGAACCAUCCUCAGAGUCAAACAAAUCCUUCUCAGGUUCAGCAAACUCUGAAACACGAAGCCCAGUCCCUUCCCCUUCAGCAGAGCCACAAACCAGACCUCAACCAGCCGCUGUUCAUUGACACCAAACUACGUUCUGGUAUUGAGACGAGUUUCGCUGCAAUCUCCUCAGCGACCAUGGGGCGGCCAGGCCGAGGUGGCCUUCGGAGGCAGAUGACCGAGCAGAAGUAUGAGUCUGAUGGUGCGCGGGAAGAGCGCCAGCAUCAAGCAGUCGAAGAGAGGAAAAGCGCCCCAGUAGACGUGGUCAACACGUCACAUCCAAAGUCAGCUGGGCUCCUGAUGGUCCAUACAAGCACAGAAGCAACAGGCAACAAGGCAAACAGCCAGGAGGUGGAAGUGCAAGACAGCAACCGACCUUCUGAACUAAAGGACCCCAAUCAACCUGACCCUCCCAAUGCUUCGACCCUGUCCUCCAAUCUUCAGUCAGCUGCAUUACGGAAGAGGAGUGUUCCUCUGGGCGAAUCCUUGGAUGAACCAGUAAAACUGUCCUUCCGCAUCCCCCCUCCCCCUCUGGCUUCAGUCGACAUCGAUGAGGAAUUUGAGUUCUCAGAGCCCCUUCCCCCACCGCUGGAGUUUGCAAACAGCAUUGAUAUUCCUGAUGAUCAGGCCAGUGCCUAUGCAGAGAUGAUCCAGCAACAGAGACGGAACGGAGGACCUCCUCUACCCCCCUACCACCCACAUGCCCCACCUCCGGUCACCGAUCUGCACAAACGGGUGGCAAACAAUAUGCCUCCCUCAUAUCCUCCCGCUCCACCUGACCCAGAGUCUGGAGUGGGUGACUCGGGCAUCGAAGAGGUAGACAGCCGCAGCAGUGGGGAUCCUCAGCACAUGGAGACCACCAGCACCGUUUCCAGCAUCUCCACCCUGUCGUCAGAGGGGGGCUUCUGCGACAGUGCUCUGGAGAGCCUCUACGCCACCGCAGACGGGCACGCCUUCCUGGUGGACCGUCCGCCUGUUCCACCCAAACCCAAAGGCAAAUCUGUUAUCAACAGAACAUCACUUUAUCGCGACGCCCUCAUCGAAGAGCCCCCAGAGUCCUAUGGGUCGCCCCCCCAGGCCCCUCCCCCUCCCCCCUCAUCUUCUGAACCUCCAAGGACUCCUUCUCAAAGAACAUCCAAACUAUGGGGCGAUCAGCCCCCCGAUCUACGCAGCCCCCCAUCCACACCAGACACGAAGAACACCGUGAUCACUGAGCUGAGCUCCAUCCUGCAGCACAUGAAUCGUGACCGACCAUCCAAGCCAGGAGAGAGCCUUGACUCCCCCACAGGGACCAGGGGGGGCUUCGGAACCAGGGCUCCCACAGAUGACUCAGGAAUGCGUAACAAUGCUGCAGCCGCCACUGCCCUCACCUCCACUCCCCCCAGCAGCCUCCCAUCCCACACCCACCCCUGCAGCCCACCAGACUCCACCUCCUCCCUCACUCCCUGCUCCUCACUGCCCCCAUCUGUGUCACCUACCCUCACGGAUGUCUUCGGCCUGCCCACCCCGCCCAUGGGCAGCGGCGGCGGCUACAGCCUGAGCUCGUCGUGCGGGGGCAGCGGCAGCUCGCGCUCCCCAUCCCCGCUCACACUGAUGCAGGCAGUGGCAGCCUCGGGGAAGCCCUUUGUCUCCAAGCCCAUGGAGCUGUGGAGCAAGCACGAUGUGGCGGACUGGCUGGAGAGCCUGAACCUGGGGGAGCACAAGGACGCCUUCCUGGACAAUGAGAUCGAGGGCGCCCACCUUCCAUCGCUGCAGAAGGAGGACCUGAUAGACCUCGGCGUGACCAGAGUAGGCCACCGCAUGAACAUCGAGAGGGCCCUCAAGCUGCUGCAGGACAGAUAAGGCCCGAGGAGGCCGGGGGGAUGGCGUGGAUCAGGGCUGAAGAGAGGGGGGCGUUAUGAUCACUUUUACCGAUCUCUUCAUCGGACAUAAUCUCAAGUCGUGGGUAGAAGUUUUGUCCAAGCUGACGCUGCCUCUUGCUGUUUUUGUCCUCUCUCAUCCUCCGCUGUCGCCCUCAUCUCAGCGCUCCGGUUUGUCCGCCCUCGUCCUCCUUCCCUCCAUCCUGAGGGGAUGUGUGGAGGAGCUGCAGAAGGGAAAUGCUGCUAUGUCCGAUCAGAGGAGGACAGGACCGUGGACUGUCCAGAAGACUCUGGAACUAACUCGUCUGGAGGUUUUUCGAGCUCUCCCAUCUGCUUUGGAAUACUGAAGACUUUUUCCCUGCACCCGGAGUGGGUGCAUGAAAACCAGCUGAGCUGGUCGUUGCUCCUUUUCUAUCUUUGCUAGAGUUUGUUCAGAGAAUAUUUCUUCACUAGAGUCCUACCGGAGUUAUAUUUCUGGGUGCAUCUGAGGUUGUAGAGAAAAAAAGACUCCUUUUUUUUUGUUUUUUGUUUUUUUUUUUUUUCCUUUGGCUUUUCACCUGUUUGUGUCUGAAUCAGAGCAUCAGCUGACGUGUUGAAACUAAAGCUAAACCAUAUCCUGUGUCCACGCACACACGGUUUCUGCACAGUGCCACACGAUUUGUGAUCACACACUUUCUUCACACACACACAUACUGUUGGCCUUCGUCUCCUGAGAAAGAGCUAAAUGAACGGAGAGGUGGUCAUCAGAGCUACCGAUCGACACCCGUCCAGGUCGGGGUGUGAGGAAAACCGAGAGGACACAAGGUGCGAGAUGGACAUCGGACCGGAAAAAUUGAAGCGUCCUCCUUUCAGUUCUGGUUGACCCAAAAAUCACCUCAACCUGUUCACAGCUUAGACAAAGUUACUUCUCUGCUUCUGUCAAACUUUCCACCUCACAAUAAGCAGGUCAGCACAUGCAGAUGGUGAUAAAGUUUAGAGGCAGUGUGACGGGAUGCGUUUAGAGGAAACAUUUUGGGAAACACAGAUUUGCUUUCUUGCUUCGUGCAACGUGAAACUUCCAUCUUCUUCUUCUGCAGCUGUUUGAUAUGAACCAAAACAUCCAGUUUUAUCUUCCUUAAUCCUCCAACUCUCCAUCUAAGCCGACCACAAUCUCUCCAUCCUUACAGAACUCCAUUUACCAUAAGCCCUCACAGAAAAACUAAAACUCAGGACCACAUUUCAUGGUUUCACAAACACUGACGAGCGUGUUCAUUUCAUCCUCAGGUCACAUUCUCAUCCUUCAUAACUGUCCGAUUCCCUCCUGUAAGGCAAGGCAGGUUCAUUUCUACAACUCAUUACAUGUACAAGUCAAAGUUCUUUAGAUAAAACACUAAAAGCAUCCAAUAGAAACAGAACAAGCUGAAAUAGAGAAACAGACAGCAGAAUACGUUCUGUGAGUUACAUAUUAUACAGACAUGAAGGGGAAGCAGAGUUCCCAGUGAAGUUGAACUCAUUCGCACAUUGUUUUCUUUCUGGUGACUACCUGUUUUUAUAAUCCUGUCAUCUUCUGACACACUCAGACGAGGUGAAACUCACAUCUGUGCUGUGACUUCAGAUACAAAACAUGUCUCAAACAUCUCCCAAAGGUUGCAACAUUUAUCACUUGACACAUAAAGAUUAGUUCAAUCUGGCAACAAAAACCACAGAUUCUUUCAUUUCUGUGUGUGAAGCUGGUGUCUGAAGACGGUUAGCCAAGCUUAGGUGGGUAUGGACAGUUGUUAAUGGACAGUGGCUGUGAGUGGACAAAAUUCUUCUGUGAGUGGCCUCAGGUGUGUACAAGUGUACCGUCGUCUUCUAUGGUCCUUUUAAGGUGUUACUUGUCCCAAACGGAGCUCCAGCUCCUGUCGAGAAAAGCUGCAGUUUUAAAGCUUUGCACAGAGUUGUUUGUCCAUUCAGGGACACCGUAGUAAAAAUGGUGGCAGCUGCU
Melanotaenia boesemani (Boeseman's rainbowfish) is the source of this 8013-nucleotide messenger RNA. Its product is annotated as SH3 and multiple ankyrin repeat domains protein 2-like. Gene Ontology annotation, molecular function: synaptic receptor adaptor activity; ionotropic glutamate receptor binding. The coding region runs from base 355 to 6030 and encodes 1891 amino acids. NCBI's taxonomy places the organism in Eukaryota, Metazoa, Chordata, Actinopteri, Atheriniformes, Melanotaeniidae. Gene Ontology annotation, cellular component: postsynaptic membrane; postsynaptic density; dendritic spine. The record is from RefSeq and is a predicted model, not a curated record. The transcript is spliced from 25 exons.